Messenger RNA from Bombina bombina (fire-bellied toad), 1199 nucleotides. It is a transcript of the gene SSTR1, whose product is annotated as somatostatin receptor 1. Gene Ontology annotation, biological process: neuropeptide signaling pathway; cellular response to estradiol stimulus. The record is from RefSeq and is a predicted model, not a curated record. The transcript has a single exon. Gene Ontology annotation, molecular function: somatostatin receptor activity; neuropeptide binding. The coding region runs from base 1 to 1110 and encodes 369 amino acids. NCBI's taxonomy places the organism in Eukaryota, Metazoa, Chordata, Amphibia, Anura, Bombinatoridae. Gene Ontology annotation, cellular component: membrane; neuron projection.
AUGGUAAAGAACAACAAUUCCAUAUAUGCAGAGGGACUAUUGGCUAAUUUAUCGGAGUUUCAUUGGAAUAAUAACUCCAGGAACAGCACCUCUACAGAUUCAACUGGAAUUGCUAUUUUUAUCUCAUUUGUGUACUCCUUAGUAUGUGUUGUAGGGUUGUGUGGUAACUCCAUGGUGAUAUAUGUAAUCCUACGAUACGCCAAAAUGAAGACUGCUACCAACAUUUACAUAUUGAACUUGGCCAUUGCUGAUGAACUCCUUAUGUUAAGUGUUCCUUUUUUAGUAACAUCUACUCUUCUUCGCCAUUGGCCAUUUGGUUCUUUACUUUGCAGACUAGUGCUCAGCCUAGACGCUAUGAAUAUGUUUACUAGUGUAUAUUGCCUGGCCGUGUUAAGCUUGGAUCGAUAUGUGGCUGUGGUUCAUCCCAUCAGUGCUGCUCGCUACCGACGACCAAGUGUAGCCAAAAUGGUAAAUCUUGGAGUUUGGCUUUUUUCUGCCAUUAUUAUCCUCCCUAUUGUUAUUUUCUCUAGCACUGCACCCAACAGUGAUGGAACAGUGGCUUGCAAUGUGCUUAUGCCAGAGCCAUCAAAAAGCUGGGUUAUGGUGUUUGUACUUUACACUUUUCUGAUGGGGUUUCUGCUUCCAAUGGCUGCUAUCUGCCUCUGCUACAUUCUUAUUAUCACAAAAAUGAGGGUUGUGGCACUCAAGGCUGGUUGGCAGCAACGGCGUCGUUCUGAGCGUAAUCUCACACUUAUGGUGACUGUAGUAGUGACAGUGUUUGUAGUCUGCUGGAUGCCUUUCUAUGUGGUUCAGCUAGUGGGUGUCUUUGCCAGGAAGGGGGACACCACAGUGAGUCAGCUUUCUGUUGCUCUUGGUUAUGCCAAUAGCUGUGCCAAUCCUUUCCUGUAUGGUUUUCUAUCUGAUAACUUUCGAAGGUCCUUCCAGAAAGUCCUGUGCCUUAGUUGGAUGGAGAACGCUAAUGAGGAACCUGUGGACUAUUAUGCUACUGCCCUAAAAAGCAGGGUCUAUAGUGCUGAAGAUCUACAAAAUGGAAUGCUAACAACAGGUGGAAUAUACCGCAAUGGUACUUGCACAUCUAGAACUCAUUAGUCCCAGCAGUACCAGUACAUGCUAAACCAUCUUCGGUCAAGAAAGCAACAGUAUACACAAGACUAUAGCUACUUACCUGCCUUUCUAAC